AUGUCAAAGGCUUUUGACUGUGUCCGUCGUGACCUACUAAUCGGGGUUUUGGAAAGCUUCCUAGAGGUGGAUGAAGUGAGAAUGAUACAGUUACUGCUUGCUAAGACAGAACUUCUGUUCGUAUUGGGUCAGUCUCUUCCAGGCGGCUCAAAACGAAUGUCGACACGCCUCAAGGAGAUUUUCUCCCCCCUGCUAUUUGUAAUCUAUCUGGAAGCCGCCUUGAGAGAUUUGAGAAUUUUCUAUAAUGAUUCUAUUACCGAAAUUGUAUAUGCCGACGAUGUGGACUUUGCCUCGGACAACAUAGAUGAUCUAAUUCAUUUACUAAACAAUUUUCCACGGAUGCUUAACAAAUGGUUCCUGAUAAUUAACACUUCCAAAACUGAAGUGACAGAGAUAAAACGAAUGGACACCAGAAUUGGUGAAACAUGGUGGAACGUCAAAAAACUCGGCUCCCUACUUGGAGACAGUGAAGACAUUUCUCGCAGAAAGAUGCUUGCUCCUGCUGCUCUUACUGUAUUAACAUCUAAAAUAUAUGAAAUAAAAAGAUCGGAAGUUUGCAAAAUGAUUUUUAGGCAAGUUAAGUCAUUGAGAACUGUUAAGUCAUCUAAAUUGUAG
Messenger RNA from Octopus sinensis (East Asian common octopus), 615 nucleotides. RefSeq lists its product as uncharacterized. The record is from RefSeq and is a predicted model, not a curated record. The transcript has a single exon. Lineage: Eukaryota; Metazoa; Mollusca; Cephalopoda; Octopoda; Octopodidae. Bases 1 to 615 code for a protein of 204 amino acids.